ACUGAAGUCAAUGUCAAAACCACGUCAAAACUAGUUUCCGUUUCAUUUUCCUUUCAGUUUGACUCCAUUUUUAUUUUAGCGAGGUUAAAAAGAGGAUCAAAAUGUCUUCUCAUUUAGUUUGGGGGAUCAUCAGAAAUAACAAUGCUUUCCUUCUGAAGAAGAGGAAUAUUUCAAAACCAUUCAGCACGGAACCUAACAACUUGACCAACCUGAACUCUUACAGAUACAAUGGACUAAUUCAUAAAAAAUCUGUUGGGAUUGUAGAUUCUCCUGACAAGAAAGGCUUCACAGUAGUCUACAAAAAAUCCAGCAAACAAAAUAAACCUAAGCAAGCUAGUGUGAAGAGAACAAUGAAAUCUGGUCCCAGAAGAUCUCUGUACAAGUUGAAGCGUCUGCUGAACUGCAAUAGAUACCGCACAGACCUUACCAAGGCUGCCCUCCGUAGAGCUAGUGCUGUAUUGAGGUCACAAAAACCAUUACCUGCUAAGAAGCCCAAGGCUAAAAAGGAAUGAGAACAUAUUUUUUGACCAAUAAAAAUAAUAUAAAAUGAACCUGUUUUCACUUGAAACCUAACCAUUUUACGUAAACUGCAAUUUUUUUAAUCGGUAGAGCUCUUUCUUCCGAUUUCAGAUAUACAGGACGUUUCAGAUUCAAAUGUAUGUACGACACCUGCCGAUGUAGGACACACAUUGAUAUGUCUACCUUCUUUUAUAACUGAAAUACAGGACGUUAUCUUGAUUUUGGCAAAUUAUAUAUGAAUCAGCUAGUUUCAAAUCCCGACAAGUCCAUUUUUGGUGAAAAAUUAGUUAGAUACGGCAAUGGAUUCCUGUGAUGGUCCUCAACGAUAUUGAUUUCAGAACUACACUGCAAAACCCACCAAACUUAAAUUCGUUGACUAAUUGGUGUAAGUGUAAUGAAUUGUACUUGAAUACAAAUAAAUGUAAAAUCAUGAUAUUCACUCGUAAAAUCCUACCAGUAACAUUCAACUAUAUACUAGAUGGUGAAAGUUUAACGCGGAUCACGGAAUCAAUGGAUCUAGGGGUUCAGUUUGAUCAAAAACUCACGUUUUCCAAUCACUUUCAGGAUAUGAGAUCAACUUCAAUGAAAAAUUUGGGUUUUACCCCUAAAUAUUCAACGGUUUUUUUAUUUCAACAUUUGAAAUUCCA
This is a messenger RNA of Phaedon cochleariae (mustard beetle), 1166 nucleotides long. Lineage: Eukaryota; Metazoa; Arthropoda; Insecta; Coleoptera; Chrysomelidae. The record is from the annotation of a GenBank genome assembly.